This is a messenger RNA of Neopelma chrysocephalum (saffron-crested tyrant-manakin), 656 nucleotides long. RefSeq lists its product as uncharacterized. Lineage: Eukaryota; Metazoa; Chordata; Aves; Passeriformes; Pipridae. The coding region runs from base 3 to 623 and encodes 206 amino acids. The record is from RefSeq and is a predicted model, not a curated record. The transcript has 3 exons.
UAAUGAAACUGUCCCAUGUUCUUUCUAAAGAGAUGGAGCCUAAGACUGUGCAGAAGGAGACCUUCCAGAUGGGAGAAAGUGACAGAGUGCCAGUCUCAGGGGAAGAAGGAGAGGCAAUACAAGGCACCAGGACACCUGCUCAGCUUCAGAAACGUCCUUUAAGGUCAGCUACUUUGGAAAAAGCCGAAACUGCUGGUUAUCAGGGGCUGAGCAAGAACUAUAUCUUAGGAACUGCAGCAGCCUUGGCUGUGCUCCUGCUUGCCAUAAUGGUCUGUGCCACAGUCAUGUCACGGCUGAGAGGGAGAGACACAGAUAAAAGCAAAGCAGAGUCAGGAGAAGGAGCAGGAAGGGGCGAGAGAGAACAAGCAAACACAAAGUUCAACAACAGCUGCCGCCUGUCACCAGGGAUCUUUGCGGCAGAGCUCGCCCAGCUAUACAGGAACAUGGGCACAGACCCCGCACCUCUGCCCGCUUGUCCCAGCUGCUCUCUGGCUGACAGGGCCUCUUCACGGGAGAACUGGGUUUCCCUGGACUCACUCCAGCCUACACCGUCUUGGUGUCCCUGCUACCAGUACCAGCAGGGGUACUUUACUUCAGAAGAUAGUGUUUUGUUUAAUGGAUAAUGUAUAAACAAAUAUAUUGUUGAAAGACAAUGA